Messenger RNA from Cokeromyces recurvatus, 1965 nucleotides. RefSeq lists its product as uncharacterized. Gene Ontology annotation, biological process: phospholipid biosynthetic process. The coding region runs from base 130 to 1893 and encodes 587 amino acids. Gene Ontology annotation, cellular component: endoplasmic reticulum membrane. Lineage: Eukaryota; Fungi; Mucoromycota; Mucoromycetes; Mucorales; Mucoraceae. The transcript is spliced from 9 exons. The record is from RefSeq and is a predicted model, not a curated record. Gene Ontology annotation, molecular function: glycerol-3-phosphate O-acyltransferase activity; glycerone-phosphate O-acyltransferase activity.
UUUUUUUUUUCUUUUUCUAUUCGUAUUGUCUACAAAAUGAUAGAUACAUAUAGUGGUAUUCAAAUACUCUUUACUAUAAUAACAAAAGUAUUCUUUCGCGAAAUUAAAAUAAGGUAAUACUCGCAAAAUAUGACUGUAAUACGACUGUAUUCAUUAUUUUAUAGUGGCACUCAUAAUAUACCUAAAGAUGAUCCAUGUAUCUUUAUUGUUGCUCCUCAUGCAAACCAAUUUGUUGAUCCUGGUUUGGUCAUCAUCUCCAAUCCACGUCGUUUUUCUCCUCUAAUGGCACAAUCUUCAUUUAAACGAAAAGUUAUUGGAACUGUAGCUCGUUCAUUAAAAGCAAUUCCUGUCAUUCGUCCUCAAGAUUUAGCAACAAGAGGAAACGGUCAUCUUGUAGUUAAUGAAGAUAGUUUUAUUUUGAACGGUAAAGAUACAAGCUUCAAAACUCAAGUAGCUCCUCGAGAUAUCAUUGUUAUUUCAAAAGCGUUAAAGUAUGAAGUAGCAGAAGUAAGGUCUGAUACAGAAUUAAAGUUGAAAACGGAGUUGACAUCUGAAGCCAAGGAGCAUAUUCUUUUACAUUCUGGUGCAUUCAAAAUCAUUCCACAUAUUGAUCAAAGCGUAUUGUAUGAAAAAGUACACGAAAGAUUGAAUAAAAAUGAAUCACUCGUUAUUUUUCCUGAGGGCGGCAGUCAUGAUAGAUCAGAGAUGCUUCCUUUAAAAGCGGGCUUUGCUAUUAUGGCUUUAAGUGCAAUGGCGGAAAAUAAAGAUCUUAACAUUAAGAUUGUUCCAGUUGGGUUAAAUUACUUUCAUCCUCAUCGAUUUAGAUCUCGGGCAGUUGUUUCUUAUGGAACACCUAUAUCAGUUGAACCUGAAUUAGUAGAAAAAUACAAGAAAGGCGGAUCUGAUAAGCACGAAGCCAUUUCAAAGUUAUUACAAGAGGGACAUGAGGGUCUUAAGAGUGUCACAGUAAAUGCUCCAGAUUAUAAUACUUUAAUGACUAUUGCUACCGCACGUCGUUUGUAUAAAACUGCAUCAGAUCACAAGUUGACGAUUGAUCAAGUAGUUGAAUUGAACCGUCGAUUUUUAUUAGGAUAUAAAUAUUUUGAAAAGGAUCCAAGAUUAAUUGAUUUAGUUCAACGUAUUAAAGCAUACAACAAUACCUUAAAAUAUUUUAAACUUCGCGAUUAUCAAGUAGCAAGUGCUGACUAUACUACUUUUUCUGCUGCACCUACUUUAUUACUUCGCAUAAUUCAAUUUGCCUUUUUGGCUAUUUUUGGUUUUCCAUCACUUUUGAUUAAUUCACCUAUUAUCAUUAUUGCCUUUGUGAUUAGUCAGAAAAAACAAGAAGAGGCAUUGGCAGGCUCCUUUGUUAAAAUUGCAGGUCGUGAUGUACUCGCAACUUGGAAAAUAUUGGUUACAUUAGUUGGUAUACCAAUACUUUACGGUUUUUAUUCAUUUUUAUUAUUUGUUUAUCUUUGGUUUAAUGGCUAUAAACAUCCUUUCAGUCUCUCACUUCUCGUCUGGGUGGCCUUACCUUUUAUUCAGUAUAUAUGUGUCUUGGUACUCGAACGUAGUAUUGACAUUUACAUGUCAUUAAAUCCCCUCUUCAUGUCUUUGUUUAAUCCCCUCGGCUUUGCAGAACUAUGUUCAACGCGAGAAUUAUUAUCAGAAAAUAUCACUAAAUUUGUAGAUGAAAAUGGCUCUAUUGCUUUAAGUGAUUUCGAUAAUACUAAAUUUGAUAAAUUAGAAUUACAUGAAAGAGUCAAAUCAAAACAGUCGUCGAAAGAGGAUGAAAUAAAGCCUUCUACUAUUCAAAAAUGGCUUGAUGAUAGACACUUUUUCAAUUUCAGUAAUGUCAGUAGUAGUGAUUUAUCUGAUGACGAAUUUUCUUAAAAUCUAAUUACAAAUGCAUCUAUCCCUUUAUCUUCUUCUAUAAAUAAAAUAAGGUCAUUUUUUACUUUUUUU